UAUUUAGGACAAGAAAAUAAAUCAUAACCCAUUAAGAGAUCUUUCUGGCAUUUAGAAGAAAUGCUUCCUGAUUGUAAUCUGUCCCGUUUAGAAAACUACAACUUCGCAGCAGCCUCUGCAGGUCAAAGUAGGGCUCCUCAGCUCCACCAGAGGGAAGGGUAGGCUGAUCACCACCUCUCCCCAUAGAUGAGAAAACUGUAAUUUGAUAAAGUUGCUCGACGUUGUGAAGUCAGAGUAUCAAAAUUACACAAUGUACUCAGAGCAGUCGCUACGGCUAUACUCCGCUCCAUUAAUGCCCCUGACCUUACACGGCUUUCUCUAUAAAGAUGGUGGGGAUUGGGGGGGGCGGUAGAGGGGACGGACCUAAAGUAACAGAAAGCGAUCAAAGCGGCGAGAAACACGAGAUGAAGCCCCAAAAGAGAGGUGAAGAGGCACAACGUGCACAGUCUAGUGGUAAAAUUCGCCUUAGGGCCGAAGGGGAGAAACUUAAAGGCAGAAGUAAACUGAGGCAGGAAUCUGAGCGAGUUGCCAGCACCUGGGCCCUUUUACUCAGUGGCGGCGGAGGCGACAGGCCCGGGGGUCCUUUCCAAGCAUCACCUAGCAGACCUCGUCCGCUCCGGGCGCCGGAAGGGGCCGGCUCCUCUCGGCCAAUGGUUGCGCGGUGCGCCGUCCGACGGUGGCCUGCGCGGCACCCGUAAGACGCCGGCGCGAGACGACGACAGCCUUCAGAUCGCCCACGCGAUCUCCCACGGCCGCGUGGCAAGGAGCCGGCGUGUCUUCCCCGUCUCUGCCCAGCUUAUCACAAUGCCACCCCGCCUUCAAACCAAAUCUCUUUCAGACAGCGCGGCCACCCUCAAAAACAUGGUGAACCGCUCUUGGAGGGAAAGCCGGAAGUGAAGCGUGUGGGCGGGGCCUCUGCGGGGGCGGGGCCUCGCGCGGCGCGGGCGGGGCCUGCCUCUUUGAGCUGGGUUUGGGGUCUGGUUUCUCGUCCCUCUCCUGGGGGCGGGUCCACACUGGCUCCGCCCCCACCCAGGUGGCUCCCAGCUCCUAGGUGCCUGCCUGGUCUCCGGGAUCUGGGUGCUGUGAGCCCUUGGAGCCCGUGUCCCUCUGCGGCCUCCCGCCAGCAGCGAUGGAGGGUGCCCUGGAGAACGACCCUAAGUCCACACCUUCGCCUUCCGAGUCUACGCAGCCGCCCGGCCCGGCAAGAGCGCUCAAAGUGGAGCCUCCUGGGGACGCCGAGGGCUGCGUCCGGCCGCUGGAGACGGCCCCCAAGAAACUCUGUGGCUAUUUAAGUAAGUUUGGCGGCAAAGGGCCUCUCCGGGGCUGGAAGUGCCGCUGGUUCUUUUACGACGAGAAGAAGUGCCACCUGUAUUAUUCGCGGACCGCUCAGGAUGCUAAUCCCCUAGACAGUAUCGACCUCUCCAGUGCGGUCUUUGACUGCAAGGCGGACGCUGAAGAGGAGGGCACUUUCGAAAUCAAGACUCCCAGCCGGGUUAUUACCCUGAAGGCUGCCACCAAACAAGUGAUGCUGUAUUGGCUGCAGCAGCUGCAGAUGAAGCGCUGGGAAUUCCACAACAGCCCACCUGCACCUCCUGCUACUCCUGAUGUUGCCCUGGCUGGGCAUGGGCCCACCCUGCACCUCGAGCUAGGACAGGAGGAGGCAGAGCUGGAGGAGUUCCUGUGCCCUGUGAAAACACCCACUGGACUUGUGGGUGCAGCUGCAGCUUUCCAACCUGUCCCUGCCAUGCCCUCAGCCCUUCAGAACAUCUCCCUCAAGCACCUGGGAACUGAAAUACAAAACACCAUGCACAAUAUCUGUGGCAACAAGCCGGCCCAGGCAGCAGGCCACGGACCACUAGUAGAAGAGUCUUCACAGAGCGGGGAGCAUCAGAAAGGGGAGCAGCCCUUGACCCAUGAUGCCAGCACCCCAGGAAAAGAGCCAGAGGAGUCUCCCAAACCUGUACCCAAGUCCUCCCUGCCCACCAGUCUCAUGCAGAAACCCAAACGCCAGAGCAACACCUUUCCAUUCUUUUCUGAUGGGCUGGCACGGAGCCGAACAGCCCAGGAGAAGGUGGUGGCCUUGGAGCAGCAGGUACUGGUGCUCACCAAGGAGUUAAAGUCGCAGAAGGAGCUGGUGCUAAUCCUGCACAAGGCUCUGGAGGCUGCCCAGCAGGAGAAGCGGGCAUCCAGUGCAUACCUGGCUGCAGCUGAAGACAAGGAUCGGCUGGAGCUGGUGCGGCAUAAAGUACGUCAGAUUGCAGAGCUGAGUCGGCAGGUGGAGGCCCUGGAGCAGGAGCGGGUGCGCCUGGUGCACGAGGCCGGCCUGCGGGAGCAGCAGGUGCAGGCACUGCAGCAGCACACGCAAUUGCUCAUGGACAAGAACCAGGCCAAGCAGCAGGUCAUCUGCAAGCUCUCAGAGAAACUCACGGAGGACCUUGCACAGUCCCCUGGCCAGCCUCCUGACACCUCCGAUGGCAACUUCCUGAGCCAGCAGGAGAUGAUAGAGCACCUGAAGGAUGACAUGGAAGCAUAUCGAACCCAGAAUCGCUUCCUCAACUCUGAGAUCCACCAAGUCACCAAGAUCUGGAGGAAGGUGGCUGAGAAGGAGAAAGCCCUGCUGACCAAGUGUGCCUACCUCCAAGCCAGGAACUGCCAGGUGGAAAGCAAGCACCUGUCUGGGCUGCGGAGGCUGCAGGAGGCUGUGGGGACUGAGGCUGGGGAUUUUUCUGAGCUGCUGCAGCAGCUGAUCCAGGAGGCACUGCAGUGGGAAGCAGGAGAGGCAUCUGACAGCGUGGAGCUGAGCCCUAUCAGCGAGUAUGAUGAUUAUGGCUUCCUGACGGUGCCAGAUUAUGAGGUGGAAGACCUGAAGUUGCUGGCCAAGAUCCAGGCCCUGGAGGUGCGCUCCCACCAUCUGCUGACCCUCGAGGCUGUGGAGCGGCCACUGCGGGAGCGCUGGGCUGCCCUGGGUGAGCUCAUGCCCUCAGCUGAGCUCAAGCAGCUGCUACGGGCAGGCGUGCCUCGAGAGCACCGUCCACGUGUCUGGAGGUGGCUGGUCCACCGCCGUGUCCGGCACCUGCACUCUCCAGGGUGCUACCGAGAACUCCUGGCACGGGGCCAGGCCUGUGAACAUCCUGCCGCCCGUCAGAUUGAGCUGGACCUCAACCGGACCUUCCCCACCAACAAGUACUUCACCUGUCCCACUUCCAGCUUCCCUGAUAGGCUCCGUCGCGUGCUGUUGGCCUUCUCCUGGCAGAACCCCACCAUUGGCUACUGCCAGGGUCUGAACAGGCUGGCAGCCAUCGCCCUGUUGGUCCUAGAGGAUGAGGAGAGUGCCUUCUGGUGCCUGGUAGCCAUUGUGGAGAACAUCCUGCCAGCCGAGUACUACAGCAAGACAUUAACUGCAUCCCAGGUGGAUCAGCGGGUACUCCAGGACCUCCUCUCGGAGAAGCUGCCCCGACUGAUGGCACACCUGGGACAACACCACGUGGACCUCUCUCUCAUCACCUUCAACUGGUUCCUCGUGGUCUUUGCUGACUCUCUCAUCAGUGACAUCCUACUUCGGGUCUGGGAUGCCUUCCUGUACGAAGGGACAAAGGUGGUGUUCCGAUACGCUCUGGCUAUCUUCAAGUACAACGAGGAGGAGAUCCUGCGGCUGCAGGACAGCCUGGAGAUCUACCAGUAUCUGCGCUUCUUCACCAGGACCAUCUGUGACAGCCGGAAGCUAAUGAGCAUCGCCUUCAACGACAUGAACCCCUUUCCCAUGAAGCAGCUGCGGCAGCUGCGUGCAGCCCACCGGGAGCGACUAGAGACUGAGCUAUGGGAGCUGGAGCGCCUGAAGGCUGAGUACUUGGAGAGACGGGCAUCCAGGGGCAGAGCAGUGCCGGAAGGCUGCAUCAGCGAGGAUGAAGGGGAAGGAGAUGGGUGACCUGUCACUCUGCUCCUUAAAGCCUUUCUUACCCUUGCUGGCAGGUGCACAGAACUCAGGUGUAGGCCAGGGGUCUGUAUAACCCUAUAUAAGGCCCUUCCCUUCCCUGGGCCUCAGUUUCCCAUCUGGACACUGUCGUGACACCACUGGUUGGGAUCCCUCCUCUGGACACUCACCCAGGGUUGCCAGCCUGUCUCACAGCCCCACAGAAUACUUCACCAUGCAGGCAGGCAAGAGUGCACUCUUCAUAGGGACACUUGGAAUAGUCUCUGAGGUAUAGCUGUUUGAUUUUUGUUUUGGUUUGGUUUUUUUGAGACAGGGUCUCAUGGAGCUCAGGCUGGCCUCAAACAUACUAUGUAGCUGAGGCUGUCCUUGACCUUCUGAUCCAACUGUCUGAGGAGUAUCUCCAUAAAAGCACAUCUAUAUGACUGAUGGCUCUCCAUCUUUGGGACAUAAGCAUUCUCCAUUACAAGUGUUUUGGGCGGGCCAGGUGUAAGGCAUACCCCCACUUGGUACCUUCUGGCUAAGGGCCUUGGUCACCAACCUUGUGGCACCCCAGGUUCAAGGCCUGCAUUUACAAGGCAUCUAUCUCUCUCAAGGCAGCAACCCCUUUGAAGUGCCAGUUGAAUCUAUUUGACUGGCCACCCUCCAUAGGGACCAUUUCCAGAGCCUUAUGCCUAUAAUCUCCCUGAUGCUCAUAGCCCAUUGGGGAAUUCCCAGGGGAAACCCCUUCCUGCCACUCUAAGGAACUCAGUAGGGACUGGACAACAGGCAUCCAUUCUGAUGUGCCCCUGUCAUGUAGGGCCAGCACGGUGAGGUUGGAAGGUCAGGACUAAGGCCCAUGUGGCUCUGCAGAGCACACUGAAUUCAGCUUUAUGGCACAGCCUAAGUCAUGACCUUCCAGAUCCUUUUCAGCAGACAGGACCACCCCUCCUGAGUAUUGUCCUCUACCCAGGGCAGAAGGCUUAAGGUUGUACAAGUGGCCCGGGCAAAUCUGUGACUGCCAGGAGAACAUGGCUCUCUGAGGUCAGGGGGUCUUUCUGGAGGCUGCUCUGGAAGCCCCCAGAUUUAUGGAGGCUCCCGCCUAGGCAGGAGCCACACCCAUUGCAGUGCAGGCCCUGGCAACACCUCUUGCAAGCCAUGGUGUAAACCUGAGGGCUUGGCACACGGGGUACCCACUGAGUACCUCCCACAUGUACACAGGCUGGGGCCUGGGGCCUCACUGUCCCUGUCAGCAGGGCUUGCCUGCCUGCCUGCCUCCGCUGAAGCCUUUUUACCACCAGUUUCCAUGAAGGGGAAGAGAAAGGAGGAGAUAGUCUUGGGUCCUGGCUGUACCCUAACGGACUAGGAGCAAUAACCCUAAGGUGGGUCACCAAGUGAUAAGACAGCCUUUGGGACAUGCAAGAGGGUGAAAGAUUAUACUGGGGCCUGGCACAGUCAGUGCACCCAAGACAGUGAGUGGCUUUGCCUGAAAGAGACAUAGCCAGUGAUGCCUGGUUCCCCUGGAAACCACCACCAAAAAGCCAAAAACAGGUCAAGCAGUGUGCACAGAAACUGCUAGAUAAACAGCACCUUCUGCCCUUCUCCUCCCCUUCUCUGCACUUCCUCCUCCUGCUUCUCCCCUUCUUCUCCAAACUACAGCCUCACUUCUCUCUCAGGCCAUUUUCCUCUUCCCAUUAUGCCCCCUCCCUGCCCCUCUUCUCCCCACAGAGGAGGGCUUUAUCCAUAUGCCUGUGUUCCAUCCCAGGGGGCCAGACCAGCUCUGCCACCUCUGCGCCUUACAAUCCUGAGUAACUUCUGUUCAAAUAGUGUUCCUGGGCCUUGGCCUUUGGGGCCAUGGUACUCUGAUAAAGCUGGGAGAGCAGGGGAGUUCUAGGAUUAAUUGCCUCCUCCAGUCCUGAAGGAGGAGGCGGAAUGAGAACUCCCUGUCCUGCAAGCUGCCUCACCCAGGUCAAGCUCAGGUGACAGGGCAUGGAGAGAUUAAUGAAUUCCAGUGUCACACAUCAGGGGAGACAGGCCUGACCUGUGCCUGCCUGUGGGUACAUACCUGGGGCUAGCUCUAGGCAGAGGAAAAUGGGGCCAGGUGUGGUGGUGCGUACUUCUAAUCCCAGCACAA
Messenger RNA from Nannospalax galili (Upper Galilee mountains blind mole rat), 6041 nucleotides. It is a transcript of the gene Tbc1d2, whose product is annotated as TBC1 domain family member 2. The transcript is spliced from 13 exons. The record is from RefSeq and is a predicted model, not a curated record. NCBI's taxonomy places the organism in Eukaryota, Metazoa, Chordata, Mammalia, Rodentia, Spalacidae. The coding region runs from base 1130 to 3925 and encodes 931 amino acids.